AUGCCCCUCACCAGCGAGUCCCUCCACUCGGCGCAAGCAAGCGAAUUCGCAAAGUUCGCCAGCCGACGGAGUGUAGUUCACAGCACAAAGGGAAUCGUAUCUUGCACGCAGCCGCUGGCCGCAAAAUGUGGUAUCGAGAUCCUUCAGGCCGGCGGUAACGCCGCUGACGCCGCCGUUGCAGUUGCUGCCGGACUGAACAUGACAGAGCCAUGCUCCACGGGCAUCGGCGGCGACAUGUUCAUCCUCUUCUACGAUGCCGCCACCAAGAAGGUCUCGGCCAUGAACGGCUCCGGUCGCUCGGCUCAGAAGUCGACGCUCGAGACCAUCCGCAAGGACCUCGGAAUCAAGGAGGGCGCAUCGGGCAAGAUCCCCAUGAAGAGCGUCCAUGCCGUGACCGUUCCUGGUGCCGCCUCGGGCUGGGUCGACACUAUUGAGCGCUUCGGCAGCGGCAAGGUUUCCCUCGAGCGGGUGCUGUCCCCAGCUAUUGAGCUCGGAGAGAAGGGCUUCCCCGUCUCAGAGCUGACGAGUCACUACUGGAACACAGCAGAGCCUCAGAUCAGAGAGGCCUCUCCUAACUUUGCAGAAAUGCUGAAGAAGGACCCCAAGGCGUCAGACGGCGUGAGAGCGCCCAACCCCGGCGAGAUCAUGAAGAACCCCACCUUGGCGCAGACCUUCCGCACUCUCGCAAAGGAGGGCAAGAAGGGCUUCUAUACGGGGCGCAUCGCCGAAGAGCUGGUCAAGGUCGUCAAAGAUCUCGGCGGCCACCUGGAACUCGACGACCUAGCCCACCAUCUCGAGCUGGGAAGCGAGCCCGUCGACCCAAUCUCACUCAAGUUCCAGCCCGCCCUGAAGAAGGAAGCCAACGGAGCGUCAUCCUCCUCCUCCUCCACCGGCAGCGGCGACGGCGCCGUCGAAGUCUGGGAGCACCCGCCCAACGGCCAGGGCAUCGUCGCCCUCAUGGCCCUCGGCAUAAUCCAGGAGCUCCAGGACUCGGGCGUCGUCCCCGCCUGGUCCGCAGAGGACCACAACACGGCGCCCUACCUCCACGCCAUCAUCGAGGCCCUCCGCCUCGGCUUCACCGACGCGAGCUGGUACGUCACCGACCCCAACGUCGUCUCCGUGCCCUCGGCCGGCCUCAUCUCGCGCGAGUACUCGGCCGCCCGCGCAAAGCUCUUCGAUCCGACAAAGGCCAUGCAGAAGCUCCACGUUGGCGAACCCCCCAAGCACGUCUCCCCGGCCCUCCAGAGCAGCGACACCGUCUACUUCUCCGUCUCGGACGAGCACGGCAACGCCGCGUCCUUCAUCAACAGCAACUAUGGCGGUUUUGGCACCUGCAUCAUCCCCAAGGGCUGCGGCUUCACGCUGCAGAACCGCGGCGCCAACUUCAGCCUCGACGCGGACCACCCCAACAAACUGGAGCCCAGGAAGCGUCCCUACCACACCAUCAUCCCCGGCAUGGUGACCAACGCGGCCGACGGGUCGCUGCACAGCGCUUUCGGCGUCAUGGGCGGGUUCAUGCAGCCUCAGGGCCACGUGCAGGUUCUCCUCGGCCAGCUGGUCGCGGGCCUCACGCCGCAGCAGACGCUCGAUGCGCCGCGCGUGUGUAUCGUCGCUGGCUUGCCCGAGAGGGACGCCGACUUUGACUGGACGGUGAGCGUGGAGGAGGGCAUGCCGCAGGAGACGGUGGAGGGUCUGCGGAAGCUUGGGCACAAGGUCGAGGUCGUCACCGGAUCUGAGAGGGGGCUGUUUGGCCGUGGGCAGAUCAUUAGACAUACCGUCGAUACGGUCGAGGGAACGGGCGUGUGGUCUGCUGGAAGUGACCCGCGCGGUGAUGGUGCUGCGUACCCGGCACUUUGA
Molecule: messenger RNA, 1857 nt
Organism: Colletotrichum fioriniae
Lineage: Eukaryota; Fungi; Ascomycota; Sordariomycetes; Glomerellales; Glomerellaceae
Source: RefSeq, a predicted model, not a curated record